CCUCUGAUCACCAACAAAUAAAGAAAGUAAAAUUAAAAAAACAAGUACAGGCGUCGGCGGAAAAAUGGGUAGAGUUCCCAUAAACCACCGGAUUCUGACUUGCAACGGCCGGGAGACGGAGUUCUCCGGCGAACCGGCGAUAAACUUAUCCGACGACACCGUUUUCCAGUUCCUCAGUGAAGAAUGUGAGGGGUUGUCGCCGGCGAGUAGCAUCGAUGAUAACGAAGAUGAUGAAGAGAAGGAAAACCAGAAUGAAAACGAAAACGGAGGCUCUGAAGACGGCAAAUUCUGGGAAACUCAACAUCAGUUGUUGCAAUCGAUAAUAUGCAGAACAACCUCUCUAGAGUCAAGAAUCAGAAGUAUCACUAAGGAAGCAGUGAACGAAGCACAAGAAUCCGGCAACGUGUGCGCCUGCGGUAGACCAUUUGACGACGACAAUGGUUGCCGGAAAUGUCUAAUGCAGGUGGUUUGCCGACGUCUCCAGAAUUCAGGCUUUAAUACUGCAAUUUGCAAGUCCAAGUGGAGGAGUUCACCCGAUAUUCCCUCAGGGGAACACACGUUUUUGGAUGUAGUGGACAACUCAAAUCCCAAGAAAGGAGAAGUGCGAGUAAUAAUUGAGUUGAAUUUUCGGGCCGAAUUCGAGAUGGCCCGAGCCAACGAAGAGUACAACAAGCUGGUCAAGAGGCUGCCAGAAAUAUUCGUGGGGAAAAUCGAAAGACUGUUGAGCUUAUUAAAGAUUGUGUGCGCAGCCGCGAAGAAGUGCAUGAAGGAGAAAAAAAUGCACAUGGGCCCGUGGAGAAAGCACCGGUACAUGCAAGCUAAGUGGCUUAGGACUUGUGAGCGGUCGGCUGCCGCUCCGCCGUUGUCGUCAGAGCACUCGGGCCCCCCAGCUCGGCCAAGAAGAUCCAUGCUCACCCUUGACAUGAUGGAAAAGGAAAACUUCUCCAGUUUGCAUAGACCUGCGGUUGAAGUGGUGUAAAUUUGGAGAUUUUUGAGUUUUCCUUUAUUAUUAUUUUCUUUUUCGUUUUCCUGUGUUGGCCUUUGAUAAGGUUGUAGUUGAAGAGAAAGUGAGAGAUCCAUGUUUUUGGCAAGAAAAUAUGCGAGCUUCAAGUUUUGCGAUACCAUUACAUCAAGAAUGGAAGAAAAAUAUAAAUUGGUUGAGAA
This is a messenger RNA of Sesamum indicum (sesame), 1164 nucleotides long. RefSeq lists its product as uncharacterized. The record is from RefSeq and is a predicted model, not a curated record. NCBI's taxonomy places the organism in Eukaryota, Viridiplantae, Streptophyta, Magnoliopsida, Lamiales, Pedaliaceae.